Durusdinium trenchii is the source of this 1363-nucleotide messenger RNA. NCBI's taxonomy places the organism in Eukaryota, Dinophyceae, Suessiales, Symbiodiniaceae. The record is from the annotation of a GenBank genome assembly.
GGUGGUCUCCCUCUUAAAAAUAGACACCCAAGUAGAUUUAAGUCCUGCCAUGUCGUCCAAGACGCUUCAGGACUUGCAGGACGACGAGCUCCGGCCGGAUGGCUCGCCGAGCCGGAGGUUUUCCCGCAGCUACACGCAGCCGGAACCGUCCGAGUCCAUGAUGGGCAAGCGCGGAGGGAUGGUCGAGGUGGGCUGGACCUUCUUCCGCGAGGCCGCGGCCGCCAAGGAUCGAAUCGUCGAUUUGGAGAGGGAGCUGCAGAAGAACCUCGAGAGAUAUGAGGAUUUAUGCCAGCGCUCUGAGCGGCUGCAGCUGAGGGCGGAGGCGGAGAUCGAGCAGCGGAAGAGGUGCGCGGGAGACUGCCGUGACCUGAACAUGAAGCUUCACACACGUGUCUCCACCGGAGAACACUCCAAGAGCCUCAUGCAGAGCAGGAUCGAGGCUUUGCAAGACGAGCUGCGCCAAUUCAAGGCCUUGGAGGUGGAGCUUCGGAAGGAGUUGUUGCGGGCACUGCACGAGGAGGAGCACGUGGGCACCCACGUGGAUCUCCUUGCCUCCGAGGGCGAGCUGCGACGCACCCGCGACUGCCUCGAGCUGAAGGAGAAGGAACUCAAGGCCUCCCAGGAGCAGUUACUCGAACUCCAACAGAUCGUGGUGAGCUUGCGAAGCCACAUUGAGGAGCAAGGCGGACUAGAGCAAGUUCAUUUGCAAUGCAAGGACUGUGAGCAGCUGGAGUCCUUCUACCAGUCCAAGCUGAGCUUCAGCAACGCAAGCCAAGAGCAGCUUGAAGCCGCUUUGGCCAACAGCUUGACGCAGCAAGAGGCCUUGCGAUGGGAGCUGGUGCAAGAACGUAGGCAGCAUGAGAGCCUCAAAAAGGAGCACAAUGACCGUAUGUUGGAGGCGCGGCAGGAGUCGGCCUUCCUUCGAAAGGCUUUGGCGCAAGAGAAGCAGGAGCGGCGCUGGCGUCAUCCCAAGCCCCCAAAGCCGCCGGUGCUUUCGGAGGAGCCACCGGUGGAGCUGCCGGCGACCGCGCCCCUGUGGUGGCCCGCCCCUGAGACCAAGCUGCAGCUGAAGGACCUUUUGCCAGAGGUGCGCUAUGUCAAGGCCAGAGCCCACCACCUCUACCCGAAAGCCGGACCGCCCAAGACGGCCGGAUGACUAUCUCAUUCUCAUCCCCCAAGGGGCGCGGACACCCAUGUGGGCCAUGAUGGGUCGUGGGCGUGUGUUAAGCUGUUUCAUGCGUCCCGGUGGAUCGACUGGCCUUUGAGAGGGCAGUUGGGAGAUACAUAUAGAUAUACAUUUAUUCAGGCUUGGGCCCAAGUACCUUCUGAGAAGGUAUGUGGAUCCCGAGGGAGUGACUUUGGG